Solea senegalensis (Senegalese sole) is the source of this 2633-nucleotide messenger RNA. RefSeq lists its product as uncharacterized. The coding region runs from base 68 to 2215 and encodes 715 amino acids. Lineage: Eukaryota; Metazoa; Chordata; Actinopteri; Pleuronectiformes; Soleidae. The transcript is spliced from 15 exons. The record is from RefSeq and is a predicted model, not a curated record.
UGUGUGUGUGUCAGGUGAGACGCCGGUCACAGAAAGACAGAAGUCAUUAAUUCAUUUAUUCAGGUUUAUGUUCGCCGUCAAAAAACAUUCGUCACAGGAAGAAGAAACACGUCACCUGCGCGCGCUCAAAGAGAAACUUUCAGUGAAACUUUCCCGCCCACAAACAAACAAACAAACAAACAUGUCGGAGGAGGACGCGCUCACUCUGAAGGAGCUGUUGGAUUUAUCCAUCGGGACACCUCAGGCGGGCACCGUCAACUUCAGCGCCCUGCACGCGCUGCUCCUCGCCGUGCUGAGGCGGCUCGGACUCCGUGAUGUGAAGGUCCGGUGGAGGGCGUCUCCGCCCGGGGACGCCGCCUCACCGCUGCAGGUGGACGAGGACGAGGAGGAGGACGUGGAGCCCGAGCCUCAGUCCGGCUCAGAGCUCCAGGAACGGACAGGCGGACAGUCGGAGCUCUGCUCCCGCCUCCAGAGCUGCGAGGACGGCGUGUCUGAGCUCAUGAAGCUCAUACCAGAUAAUCUGAAGGAUGAAAUUAAGGAGCUCCACCACCAGCACAGUAUGCUUGUUGCUGAGACAGAGACGGCGGUCGCCGCCGUGGAGACGUGCCGCCACAGUGUGGACGACCUGAAAACGCUGCGUGACGUGGACACGAGUGUCUUUGUGACCUGGGACGUGAUGCAGUCGUCUCUGCUCGGACACAGAGGACACCUGGACGAGGACCUGGACGAGGAAGUUGUUGAUGAGGCUUCAGAGAUCAGACCCACACACACACGUCUCCACAGCACCUCUGACAGACACCACCCGUCCUCAGAGACCUGGCCUCACCAGAAGACUGAUCCUGGACCAGGACCUGUGGCUGCAGGUGUCCUGCAGCGUUACUCAGAGACGCUGGAAGCGCUGACGAAUGUCGGCAAACUGAGGGAAAAGUUCUCCGGGCUGGAAACUCGUGUGUCAGCGCUGGAGGACGGAAAAGUGGACGAGACGCAACUCCAGACCCAGCUGAGUCCACUCAGAGAGGACAGACGCGCGUCUGUAAACCACUUUACUGUGGAAGGGUUUCAGGACCUGAACAAAAACCUGAUGGAUCAGCUGAACCAGCAGAAGGUGCUGAUGGGAGGAGUCAUGAGUGACCACCAGAGGACGGUGGACGACGUUCAGCAGACGAUUGUUCAGCUUCAGGACGAGUGUGAAAAGCUGCAGGACUCGAUGAGACGUCUGUACGAGGACAGUGGACAGAAACAGCGCCACAUAGAGGAAAUGUAUCAGACGAUGCAGCAGCUGGACGAGAGGAAGGCCGACAAACACAUGGUCGAGACGGAAAUUAAGGCGGACAAAUGUGCUCUGGACGGUAAAGUGAGUCGCCGGCAGUUUGACUCUGCGACAGAGCAGCUCACCGACAUGUUCCACGAGCUGCUGAGCAAAGUGACGGGUCAGGAGCAGAACUGGCACAAGGUCGUCCACCAACUGUCCACUGAGAUGGAGUGUAAGCUGAACCGGAUCGAGCUGGACUCUGUGAAGAAGCAGCUUGAAGAUCGUUGGAAGAACAUCCACGAGAAGCUGCGGAAACAGGAAGCUCCCGAACAUGACGACGCUGCCGCCAUCAGGAAGCGCCUGGUGGACAGAUUUCACUGUCUCUCCUGUGACCGACCUGUCGUCAAACACACACCAGGACCACACUUGGUGGCGCUGCCCUCCACUCCUGGAUUCCCCUCACACAGAUCCAUGAGGCCGUUCACCGUUUAUGCUCUGGAGCAGUUUCGACAUAAUAACAGGAGUGAUCACGUCCCUGAGCUGCCAGACUACUGCCACCUGGUGGUGUCGCGGAGCUGCGGCGGGAGUCACACUGUCACAUCGGCCAACCAGCGGCGCAGCGGCGUGCAGUCCACGAAGAGCCACGCCCUCCCGGACGUAGACGUCCUUAUCCCGUCAGAGGAGGUGGACAUCAUCGGACUAGAUGGACAUAUUUACAGAGGUCGCCUGAACGCACCAUCCAUCAGAAACACAGAAACCAAACUUCCUACGAUCUUCACUAAAGAUGGCUCCAGGAUUAAACACAAAAGCAGAGGUUUUACGUCGAACAGAGCUGCUGCUUCUUCACCUGAGACUCACAACAGCCGCUCAGUCUCCAGCGGCUCGGGUCAGGACUGGCCGAUGUCGUCUCAGAGCUCCAUUGCUCGACCUGCAGCAGCUGCAGAGCAGCAGGUCGACCUGUAGGAGGCGACAGAGAGCAAGGAGCGCUCUUGACUGAUGGGUUCUAUUUUAGGAUUUUUAACUUUAACUAUUGUGAUCCACCACUUAUUAUUAUUACAAUAAUAAUAAUACUAAUAAUACUAAUAAUAAUAAUGUCAUCAAGAAACAUGAGUGUGAAUUUUUGUUUCUCCCACUUUCACCAGAUUUUUUUUCUUUUCUUUUUUAAUCAGUGAUUCUUGCAGUGUGAGACGGUUUUAAGAGACAAAGCUAAUAGAACUAAAGUAAGAGAAGAGGUGCUGACAGCACUGUGAGCGCCCCCUGCUGCUGACAACUGACAUUUAACAUGGAGGCUCGCUCUCAGUGGCAAAACGGCCACAUUUCUUCAGAAAGUGUUCACGUCUUCAUCUUACUGUGAGAGACUUUUCCAACAGGAGAGAAAAUC